AUGGCGGCUGUGGCGGCCGAACUGGACAACAUGGAGGUGCAGGCGACCAACAACAACAGCGCCUGGGAGGGCGCCGAGCCCCGCGGCUGGGACGAGACCGCCGCCACCGCCAAGCUCUUCGAGUGCUCCCCGGUGGCCGGUCCCGCUGGCGCUUCCCAGAUCCAGGACAUCAGCGUGGAGACGGAGGACAACAGGGAGAAGAAGUCGGCCAAGGACGCGCUGCUGCUCUGGUGCCAGAUGAAGACGGCGGGGUACCCGGAGGUGAACAUCCAGAACUUCACCACGAGCUGGAGGGACGGCCUGGCCUUCAACGCCCUCAUCCACAAGCACAGGCCGGACCUCAUCGACUUCCAUAAGUUGACCAAGUCCAACGCGACCUACAACCUGCAGCAGGCCUUCAACACGGCCGAGCAGCACCUGGGGCUCAGCAAGCUGCUCGACCCCGAGGACGUCAACAUGGAGGACCCCGACGAGAAGUCCAUCAUUACCUACGUGGUCUCCUUCUACCACUACUUCUCCAAGAUGAAGGCGCUGGCCGUGGAGGGCAAGCGCAUCGGGAAGGUGCUGGACCAGGCCAUGGAGAUCGAGGGCAUCAUGGAGCGCUACGAGGCGCUGGCGGCCGAGCUGCUGGCCUGGAUCCAGCACACCAUCGCCAUCAUCAGCAACCAGAAGUUCGCCAACUCCUUGGCUGGUGUCCAGCAGCAGCUCCAGGCCUUCACGGCCUUCUGCACCCUGGAGAAACCCGUCAAGUUUCAGGAGAAGGGCAACCUGGAGGUGCUGCUCUUCACCAUCCAGAGCAAGCUGCGGGCCACCAACCGCAAGCUCUACGUGCCCAGCGAGGGCAAGAGCAUCUCCGACAUCAACAAGGCUUGGAGCUGCCUGGAGAAGGCUGAGCACGAGCGGGAGGUGGCCCUGCGGCACGAGCUCAUCCGCCAGGAGAAGCUGGAGCUGCUGGCCCAGCGCUUCGACCACAAAGCGGCCAUGCGGGAGACGUGGCUCAACGAGAACCAGCGCCUGGUGUCACAGGACAACUUUGGCUACGACCUGCCGGCGGUGGAGGCCGCCAUGAAGAAGCACGAGGCCAUCGAGGCCGACAUCUCCUCCUACCAGGAGCGCAUCCAGGUGGUGGUGGAGCUGGCGCUGGAGAUGGAGUCCGAGGGCUACUACGACACCAAGCGCAUCGGCGCCCAGAAGGACAACAUCCUGCGGCAGUGGGGGCUGCUCCCGCAGCUCCUGGCCGCCCGCCGCGCUCGUGGUGCAGCACAGGUGGGCGCGGGGACGGGCGGCAGGGGCCCCGUGCCACCCCUGGCCGCCCUCAGCAUCCCCGUCGUGCCCAGGUUUGAGAGCCUGGACCAGGAGAUGAACAGUGUCAUGGGCCGCAUCCUGGAUGUCAACCAGGUGGUGCAGCAGCUGGUGGAUGGCGGCCACCCCAGCGCCCAGGAGGUCCGCGCUUGCCAGGACCACCUCAACAGCAGCAUGAGCGAGGAGAAGGGCAAGGACGAGCAGAGCACCCUGCAGCUCCUCAAGAAGCACCUGCUGACGGAGCAGACGGUGGAGAACUACGAGGAGACCAUCGCGCAGCUCUCCCGGCAGUGCCGGGCGCUGCUCGAGCUGGGGCAUCCCGAGAGCGAACAGGUCAGCAGGCGGCAGUCGCAGGUUGACCGGCUGUACGUGUCUCUGAAGGACCUGGUGGAGGAGCGCAAGGCCAAGCUGGAGCAGCAGUACUGGCUCUACCAGCUCAGCCGCGAGGUGGACGAGCUGGAGCACUGGAUCGCCGAGAAGGAGGUGGUGGCCGGCUCCCCGGAGCUGGGGCAGGACUUCGAGCACGUCACGCUGCUGCAGGAGAAGUUCAUGGAGUUCGCCAGCGAGACCGGCAGCAUCGGGAACGAGCGGAUCUCCGCUGUGAACCAGAUGGUGGACGAGCUCAUUGACUAUGGCCAUGCAGACGCGGCCACCAUCGCCGAGUGGAAGGAUGGGGUCAACGAGGCCUGGGCUGACCUGCUGGAGCUGAUGGAGACGCGGGGGCAGGUGCGGCAGCUGCAGGAGGGGGCAGCGCAGCUGCGGACAGUCUACGCGGGCGAGAACGCGGAGGCCAUCGCCGCGCGCGAGCAGGAGGUGCUGCGCGCCUGGAAGGAGCUGCUGGCCUCGUGCGAGGAGUGUCGCCUGCACGUGGCCUCGGCCGCCGACAAGAUCCGCUUCACCGGCACCGCGCGGGACCUCAUCUCCUGGAUGGACGGCAUCAUCUGCCAGAUCGGCACCAGCGAGAAGCCCAGGGAUGUCUCCUCCGUGGAGGUGCUCAUGAGCUACCACCAAAGCCUCAAGAGCGAGAUCGAAGCACGCGGCAAGAGCAUCGCCGCCUGCCUGGAGCUGGGCAAGAACCUGGUGUUGGCCAAGAGCCCUGCAGCCGACGAGAUCAAAGCCCACGUGGAGAAGCUGGUGGCCAAGAAGAAGGAGAUGACAGAGAAGUGGGACCAGCACUGGGAAUGGCUGCAGCAGAUGCUGGAGGUGCACCAGUUCGCGCAGGAGGCCGUGGUGGCCGACGCGUGGCUCACGGCGCAGGAGCCGCUGCUCAAGAGCCAGGAGCUGGGCAACAGCGUGGAUGAGGUGGAGCAGCUCAUCCGGCGGCACGAGGCCUUCCGCAAGGCGGCCGCCGCCUGG
Messenger RNA from Tinamus guttatus (white-throated tinamou), 2658 nucleotides. The record is from RefSeq and is a predicted model, not a curated record. NCBI's taxonomy places the organism in Eukaryota, Metazoa, Chordata, Aves, Tinamiformes, Tinamidae.